AUGGCAGAAAAAGUCUUGGAAGUCGCAGCCAAUGCUGUCCAAGCAAGAUUCCGCAUCCAAAAACACAUUUACAAAACUCCCCUCAUCCCAGCCCGCGUAGCCGGCAAGUCCAACAACGCAAACGUCCUCUUCAAGGCAGAAAACUUCCAACUCACAGGCUCCUUCAAAAUCCGUGGCGCGACGUCCAAGCUAUCCAGUCACCCCGCUGAUGGGAACUUGAUAACCGCCUCAUCGGGAAAUCACGGCAUUGGGGCUGCGUGCGCGGCUAAAGCCCUGUCCAGGAGCCUCACCGUCGUGGUCCCUCAUACGGUUGUGCCUGCGAAGUUGGCCAAGAUCAAGUCGUAUGGGGCGACUGUCAUUUUGGCAGGCGAUGAUCCGGGACAAGCUGAGCAGCAUGCGCAAAAGCUUGCGGCAGAGGAGAAUUAUACGUAUGUUUCGCCGUAUAAUGAUGCUGGCGUUGUUGCUGGACAAGGAACGAUUGCGCUUGAGAUUCUGGAACAGAGCGAGACAGUGGACAAUGUCUUUGUUGCCAUGGGCGGCGGCGGAUUGAUCAGCGGCAUCGGGUCUGUCCUCAAGGCAUUCAGUCCGCGCACAAAAGUAUAUGGCGUUUCUGCAAUCAACUCGAAAGCGUUGGCCGAGUCCAUGACUGCAGGCCAUGUCGUCGAAACUGAGCACAAGAGCACUGUGGCAGAUGCUGUUGCCGGCGGUAUCGACGAAGACACAAUCACGCUCCCGCUGGCAACGUCUGUAAUAGACCAAGUCGUCGAAUGCGAUGAGGAGGAGAUCAAAGCUGCGUUGAGGGCGCUUGCUUUUGAAGAGAACAUGAUUGUUGAAGGUUCUGCGGCUCUUGCUCUGGCUGGCUUCAGCAAGGUUGCGGAGAGUCUCACCAACCAAACCAGCGUCAUUGUUUUAUGCGGCGCAAAUUAUGACCAGGGAUUAAUCAAAAGCAUCAUCUCGAGCUGA
Trichoderma gamsii is the source of this 963-nucleotide messenger RNA. RefSeq lists its product as hypothetical. Gene Ontology annotation, biological process: L-serine catabolic process; L-threonine catabolic process. NCBI's taxonomy places the organism in Eukaryota, Fungi, Ascomycota, Sordariomycetes, Hypocreales, Hypocreaceae. The record is from RefSeq and is a predicted model, not a curated record. Gene Ontology annotation, molecular function: threonine deaminase activity; L-serine ammonia-lyase activity; pyridoxal phosphate binding. Bases 1 to 963 code for a protein of 320 amino acids. The transcript has a single exon.